This is a messenger RNA of Durusdinium trenchii, 193 nucleotides long. The record is from the annotation of a GenBank genome assembly. NCBI's taxonomy places the organism in Eukaryota, Dinophyceae, Suessiales, Symbiodiniaceae.
GUUGGUGCCUGACCUCAUCGUCGUCCUGCUUCCUGACAUGGCGGACGGCCCCGCGGGCGUCUUUCGCAUGGCGCGUGCGCGGCGUGUGCUGCGGCUCUUCCGCUUUGUGCAAAUUGUGAGAUUGUGGAAGACGCUUCAAGCAUUCAUGUCUUCUUUGGAGAAGCUCGGCCUGCCUCAGACAGAGGCAACAUAA